Molecule: messenger RNA, 3765 nt
Organism: Coffea eugenioides
Lineage: Eukaryota; Viridiplantae; Streptophyta; Magnoliopsida; Gentianales; Rubiaceae
Product: putative late blight resistance protein homolog R1A-3
Exons: 1
Coding region: 1-3765 (1254 amino acids)
Biological process (GO): defense response to other organism
Molecular function (GO): ADP binding
Source: RefSeq, a predicted model, not a curated record
AUGGCUGUGUCUAGGUUCGAUUAUGCUUUGUUUGGUGCUGCAUUACAUGAUCUCGAAUCCAUUGAAAGCUGGUUUCGUCGUGAGAGAGAGUAUCCUGAGUAUCGUGGCCUCUGGAAGAUGAGGAUGGAGCUGAAACUUCUCAGAACAUUUUAUACCUGUGCCCGUGAGUGGGGCAGCAAGUAUGGAUUUUUGGAACAUGAGCAAGAUAAGCAUGCAAGUCCGAGAGUUAUCUUGAUGACGAUUGAAGAUCUUGUUUGCAAAAUUUCCAAUGAAGCUCACUCCCUUUGUCUUGCAUCAGAUCACGAUUAUAGCCUGGUUUUGAACAUGAUAUCUGGUUUUAGAACAACCGUAAGGGCUAUGAAACGAGAUGUUGUAAAACUGUCAUUCAUGUUUUCAGCAAACUCUCUGGAAUAUCGACUCGUGGAUAUGAUUCCUAUCGUGAUUACUAAUUUUUUGGAAAAUCUGAUGGAUCUUCUCUGCUGUGUCAAUGAUGAAGCUCUGCUUCAACUAAUCGAAGCCCUUGUUGAUAAGCUAAAGUUUUUCAACAAUUUCAUUCGCUUUACCAGGACGCAAGGUGUUGACUUUAUGCAAUCCAAGGACUUGUAUAGCCAUGUUGAAUUUGUUGCUGUCAAAGCAGCACGGCUGAUCUUCAUGUGGGGUUUUUAUUUCAGAAAUGAUGGAGAACUGCUCGCUCAGGUGCAAUUGGAAAAGACUCAGCUGCUUGAGAAGAUUAAGCUUGUUGAUCCUCACAUUGGACAGAUUUGUGUCCAACUCCUUACAGCUGCAAAAUUAUCAGGAUCAUCGAUAAUUCUGACUUCCAAGAAGAAUGGGGAUAUAGCAGCAGAAUUCAUUGAUUCUCUGCUGUGUAGACUUUGGGGGCUAUUUGAUUAUGAUUCAAGCUUUAUGAUUUCUCCCAAGGACCAAAUCCAAAGACUUUAUGAAGGACUAAGAUUCCUGAGAACCAUUCUCCUUCAGCAGUACAAGGUCAAAGAGCUACUUGACAAAAUACAGUAUCACUUAAGACUUGUGGUCAUUGAUGCUGGAACAAUAGUUUGCUCCAUUUCUCGGAAUGAAUUGAAAGAAGGCUUGGCCAAGGAAAAGGAUCUUCUCCUUUUUGAUUUGUUGAAAUUGAUCAAGUAUAUUAAGUCAAGAGUUGCACAAGAGUACCUGUUAACAUCAUCAUCUAGUUUUCCUACAACCAAUGAGUUGGGUUUUUUGGAUUCUCUCCAAGAGAAACUAGAGCAAUUAUCAAAGUGCGAGGCAGAUUCAGUUGCUUUUCCAAAGGAUUGCAUCCAUAUAUUUCUGGAAAAUCUUCUAAUCUUGAGAUCUUUCCUGAAUAAUAUUGUGCACCAGCGAAACCAGAACGUAAAACUUCAAACUCUUUGGAGUCGUGUUAUGGAGGUGGCUUACAAGGCAGAGAUUAUAAUUGACUAUGUGGCAGUAGGUGAUAGACCUGAUUGUUAUCCGAUGUCAUUCGAUGCCAUCAAUGAAGACAUCAACUUUAUUAAAACUGAGGCCUUAGAGAUCUAUGACAGGAUGCAGCCUGAUAUUGGAGGCCAGAAAACUACCAAUUCUUAUAGUCACAUGCCAUCACAGGUUAGCACUCCUAUACUCGAUGAAGUUGUGGUGGGAUUGGAUGAUGAGGCAGAAACAGUUAUUGAGAGACUUACAAGAGGAACAAGGCAGUUGGAUGUUGUUCCAAUCGUGGGUAUGGCUGGACAAGGUAAGACAACAUUGGCCAAAAGAGUAUACAAUGAUCAGUUAAUUAUGUGCCACUUUCAUGUUCGUGCAUGGUGUUGUGUUUCACAAGGAUAUCAGAGGCUAAGUUUGUUAUUAAAAAUCUUAAGUGAUAUUAUGGAUAAGCUUCCUAACCAAUAUUUACAGAUGAAUGAAGAUGAUUUGGCUGUAGUUCUCUACAAACAAUUGAAGGGAAACAGGUAUCUGAUAGUUUUGGAUGAUAUAUGGGGCAUUGAGGCAUGGAAUGGGAUGGAAAGAUCUUUCCCCAAUGACGCCAAUGGAAGUAGAGUUCUCUGUACAAGUCGCCUUCACAAUUUGUCAUCAGAAUUUAAGCAAGAUUGCAAAGCUCACCCACUUCGCCUACUCACUGAUGAAGAGAGUUGGGCUUUACUACAGCAUAAGUUGUUUGCCAAGAAAGCUUGUCCUCCACAACUAUGUGCUCUUGGGAAGCAAAUAGCAGAGAGUUGUAAGGGGCUACCUCUUGCUGUUGUUGUUGUUGCUGGAUUUCUUGCAACAAUACAGCAAUAUCGCUGGGAAGAAGUUGCAAGAAGUCUAAGUUCCAGCGUUCUUUCUGACAAUGAACUCUGCAUGAACACAUUUGAGUUGAGCUAUAGACACUUACCUGAUUAUUUGAAGCCAUGCUUUCUAUAUUUUGGUGCAUUUCAGGAAGACCAAGAAAUUCCCAUCCAAAGGUUGGCAUUGCUAUGGAUCUCUGAAGGAUUUGUGCAGAAGACUGGGGCAAAGAGCUUAGAGGAUGCAGCAAAUGAGUACUUGAUGGAUCUCAUUGAUCGAAGUUUAGUAAUGGUUAGCCAACAAAGAUCCAUUGGUGGGGUGAAAACUUGCCAAAUUCAUGACUUGUUGCAUGAAUUUGUCAUCAGGAAAGCCAAAGAAGAAAGUUUUUUGCAUAUUUUACGUGGGUAUGAUGAGCUUUAUACUUUCACUGCACCAUACAACCCAUACAGGUUGGGUAUCUAUGCUGAUGCAAUGGCCUUUAAGAAGUCGAGGCUCUUCUGUCCUCAUUUACGCUGUUUGCUCUUCUUUUCUAAGACUCCUUUUGCUCUUGAACAGAAGCAUGAUUUUUCAUUCAUGUUUCGGAUAUUUAAACUUCUCAAAGUGUUGGACUUAGGGGACUAUGAUCUUGGUCAGAGCUUUCCAUUGGAGGUAGUAUUGCUGGUUCACUUGAGAUACUUGGUGAUUCAAUGUAGUGUAAAGUCCAUUCCGUCUGCGAUAUGCAAACUCUCGAGGUUAGAAACUUUUCAGUUGAAGGGAGCCACAACUUGUGUUGCGUUGCCAAACACAAUCUGGAUGAUGAAGGAACUGAGGCAUCUAAGCAUUGCAAGUUCUCGUUGCUCCUUUGGUUUUAUAUUUCCCACUGACGAUCUUGAAAGAUACCCAGAUUUGUCUCAAUUAGGCAGCUGUAUCCUUGCAAUCGAUUGCUGCAAUGGUCAAAGUUUUGCAAAGAUACUGGCAAAGUUACCAAACAUCCGUAGACUAAAAUGCGUAUAUGCGUCAAAAGAGGACAUUCCUGUGCAUUGCUGUAAGGAAAUUGUGCUGGACCGUCUGAGCCGACUACAAUCACUCCGCAUGGCUCGAUUUUGGGCAUUUAAACUGGAUUUCCCCGUUAAUUUGAGAAAAUUGACUCUCUCAAGCAAUAAGCAGCAGUGGAGUGAAAUUUCAGAAAUUGCAAAGCUGCCCAAUCUAGAGGUGCUCAAAUUACUUAAUCGGUCCUUUGUGGGAAAAGAAUGGGAAGUGACAGAAGGGGCAUUCCCAAAGCUGAGAUUCUUGAAACUGGAAGACUUGGAAAUCGUCAGAUGGACAGCCUCUGGCGAUGAUUUCCCCCCACUUGAGAAGCUGGUUUUAUGCAGUUGUCGGAUGCUGGAAGAGGUCCCUUCUUGUUUAGGGGACAUUCCAACUAUUGAAAUGAUUGAGAUCAGAUCGUGUCACAAGUCUGCUGUGAAUUCGGUAAAGCAAAUUCAAGAAGAACAGAUGGACUUGGGAAAUAAGGGUCUAAAGGUUGUAAUUCAUUAA